UUGCGUUUGAGCUCUUGGAGCUUUUUGGUGUGUUUGCGCUUCUUUUUUUCGAAAAAAGAAAUUUUUAUAUAAAAUUUCACUUUUUUAUAUAUAUUAUAAUAACAACUACAACAACAAAAAACAAAAUUUUCUUUACUUAUAUAUAGAAAAAUAAAAUAUCAAACUUUAAUUUGAUGACAACAACAAAAAAGCUAAAGCCAGCAAGCAAGCAACAACAAAUACCAAACUAUUUAUUCCUAAAAGAAACCAUACAAGUGUAAAAAAAGAGCAUAUUGAAAAGCAAAAAACAAAACAAACACAACAUACCAAAAUAUAGAAAAGAAAAAAAAUAAUAAAAAACCACCUUAACCCUCCUCUUCUAAACUAAAAAAAAAAAACAAGAAAGAUAAAGGAAAAACUAAUAAAAACACAGAUAGCAAAGAAAACCAAAAAAAGGAACAUAUACACAAUUUCUCUCCCUCUUUCUCACUCUGUCACUAUCUGUCUAAUAUUCUUCUUUGUUCAAGAAGAAGAAGAACAAACGAAAAAAAAGAACUAAAAUAAUUUCAUUUUGUUUUGUUUUAAUUUUUAAAUUGACGUAAUACACUCAGGACUAAAAAGUAGUGACCAAUAAAUAAAAAAAACUAAAUUAUUUAAAACUUAAUAAAUAAACAAAUAAUAAUAAUAAUAAAUUAUAUAAAGAAAACAACCUAAAAAAAACAAUAAAACAAAAACUUCAAAAAGAACAACAACGACACACGAAGUUGUCGUCGUCGUCAUCGUCGCACCUCCUUUUAACAUCCAAAAUAAGUUUAAACGGGAUAACAACAGCUACAAACUGAGAUCGUCAACAUGGAUGACGAUCAGCAAUUCUGUUUAAGAUGGAACAACCAUCAGAGUACACUGAUCAGUGUAUUCGAUACUCUGUUGGAAAAUGAAACACUUGUCGAUUGUACAUUGGCGGCUGAGGGUAAAUUUUUGAAAGCACACAAAGUUGUCCUAUCAGCGUGUAGUCCUUAUUUUGCGACCCUUUUACAAGAGCAAUAUGAUAAACAUCCGAUAUUUAUAUUGAAAGAUGUUAAAUAUCAAGAGCUGAGAGCCAUGAUGGAUUAUAUGUAUCGUGGUGAGGUUAAUAUCUCGCAAGAUCAAUUGGCAGCUUUGCUUAAGGCUGCAGAAUCUCUACAAAUCAAGGGUUUGUCAGAUAAUCGCUCAGGUGGUGGUACAACAGCUCCCAAGCCAGAACAUCAUAGGGCCACAAUGCCCACGGGUAAAUUAUCGGCGGGCUAUACAUUGGAACAAACCAAAAGAGCCCGCAUAGCCGGUCCCGCUGAGCCUGAAAUGGGCUCACGAGAGGGUUCAUCUAGUCCUUCAAGAAGACGCCGAAAAGUGAGACGCAGGAGCAUUGAAAAUGCCAUGACUGAUGUCCAUGAUAAUUCCAAUUCAUCACAACAACAAACACAAUCGAAUGCUUCUGGUUUAGGAGCCAUAACAGCUGCGGCCUCAGCUUUAGCUGCUGCCGCUGCUGCUGCUCCCAAUACACAAUCGUUAGCAACAAAUGUCCCUCUAUCCGCUUCAACAUCCUCCUCAACCGCUGUUACAGCAACCGGCACGACCUUAAGCUCCUCCAAAAAGACUGACAUUGUUAAAGGAACCACUCAACAACAAACACAACAACAACAAGAUGCCAUGAAUACCGAAAAUGUACAAGGUCCUGCCUCUGCUGCAACAGCAACUGGUUCACUCGAUACGGAAACAACUGAUAACGCUAAUAUUGCCGCCGCCGCCUCAACAGCCACUGACAAAUCGAAUCAUAAACAACUGCAACAACAACUUAAACAAGCUAAAGAAUCGAUUAGUGGUGGUGCUGCUGCUGGUGUAUCAGGUGCUGGCUCUGCAUCAGAACUUGUAAUUGAACCCAAAGCUGAAUACGAUGAUGAGGCCAACGAUGAACCUGUUGAGGAUUUGACAUUAGAUGAAGAGGAUAUGGGCAUGGAUGAUUUGGAUCAAAAUGCUGGAACAAGUCAAGGUGGUGAAGGAUCUAGUCAAGGAUAUGCACCCUGGCAACAUGAUAGAUCUCAGGAUGAAUUAUUAUUGGCAACACAAGAAGCACAGCAACGGGAUCCUCAAGUUAAACAUGAUAAGUCCGAACAGACCGAUAUUAAUCCGGAUGAUUUUGAAUUGGAUGAUUGUCUCUUGGAGAGUAAUGAUAUUGUUAUUACCCAAAAUAAAGAUGGUUUCAUAUUGCAUGUUAAGAAAUUGGGUAAUAUAACAACGGCCAAGCUAUCGUCACAGGAUGAAGAUCAAGUAGCAGCAGCGGCUGUUGCUGCCGCUACUGGGGGACAUGUACAGCAGCAGUCAUCUGCUCAAAUUACCGAAAUCCAAGAAGUUCAAGAUGUUAAGCCUACAUUUACUACUCUAACAACGAGUCCAGCGAUAAAAUUACCCUCCUCGGAAUGUGAAUUGAUCAACUUAAAGAAAAUCAUACCAGCAUCCACAACAAUAUCCACACAUCAUCCACAUGCCACCAUUAUACAGACCCAACAAAUACAACCGGCUCAAUUGCAACAUCAACAACAUCAUCAACAGCAAACCCAACAAUUGCAUGAAAUUAUACAUCAACAUCAGCAGCAACAACAACAAGAAACCCAACAACAGCAGCAGCAGCAUCAUCAACAACAUCACCAGCACCAGCAGCAACAACAACAUCAUCAACAGCCACAGCAACAACAACAGCAGCAGCAGCAGCAUCAUCAUCAAUUACAACAUCAUCCCCAAGUACAAAGUAUUGUUACCACCACACCCACAGCAUCUGGAGCCCAUUCACAAACCAUCAAUCUAAUGGGUUUACGCAAUGUACAAUUAACCGAUCAAAAACCCUUGGUCUCACGUAUUAAAUAUUCUCGAGGUAAAAUCAUAACACCCGCCACCGGUAGUGUACAAAUUGUACAAACACACGAUCCACAAACUCAUGAAAUCACCGAUGGCACUAAAUAUGAAAUCAGUGAAAUUGAUUUGAAUAAUCCUCAGACUUCGGCGGCGAUCAUUAGUGAUUUGGUGAAAUAUGCCGAAAUAGAUGAUAUAGAGCUGCCGGAUGGUACAAAAAUCGGUAUAGGUUUUGCACCCACCGAAAUUACCGAACAUAUGCAGUCGGCGGGUACGACGGCCCAAAUUACCACACUCGAACAAGAUCCAAAUACGCAACAACAUCAUCAAAUGCAAACGCAUCAGAUGACGCAACAGCAUCAUCAGUUGCAAGCUCAAGUUCAUCAUAUACAAGCCUCACCACAGCAUCAACAUGCGCAGCAUCAUAUAGUACAACAGCAUCAGCAACAGACCACAACACAUGUUGUACAUCAUCAGCAAUUGCAUUUACAAGAACAAGAUGAUAACACCACCAGUGUGGAGGCCAUACUGCCCGAUGGCAUAACCGUGCAUGAACAGCCCACUAUAACCAAAAGCUAUACCAUCUUAACGGCAAGACCACUUAAAACCGAAUCAUCACAUGACCUCAGUGAAUUAACACAUCCCUCGGCCACCACCUAUGAACUAUCGCUAAGUGAUUCUUCGCUGGGUCCCAACGAUGAACGGGGCGAUGAAUCGAAAUAUGUUUGCCGUCAUUGUGGCAAGAAAUAUCGUUGGAAAUCCACCUUAAGACGUCAUGAAAAUGUUGAAUGUGGUGGCAAGGAACCCUGUCAUCCGUGUCCCUACUGUUCGUAUAAGGCUAAACAGCGUGGUAAUUUGGGUGUACAUGUGCGUAAACAUCAUCCGGAUAAACCACAAUUGGAGAGUAAACGUGGACGUAAGAUUUAAGACGGUUAGAAGGAAAUGUAAUGAGUGAAAGAGUGAGUGUGUAAUUGAUAGAUUGUUUAUUUUCACGUGAGUAGAAAAAUUUACUUUUUUUAUUUCUCUUUUUUUAAGUUUCUUUGCAAUUGACUGUCGUCACAACUUUCAUUUUAUAGUUUAAUUUCCUUCAAGGGCUCAAUUAAAAAGGGAAUGAAAAUAUCUGUUUCAUAGAUCAUUAUAAAGUCAGAAAUAGAGAUCAGUCUAUAGUCUUCAGUGUGAACUAUAGAUAGUGUGCAGUGUGAAUUAUAGAUCACUCUAUAGUCUGAACUAUAGAUCGCUUUAUAGUCCGAACUAUAGAUCAG
Messenger RNA from Lucilia sericata (common green bottle fly), 4124 nucleotides. RefSeq names its product longitudinals lacking protein, isoforms F/I/K/T. The transcript is spliced from 7 exons. The record is from RefSeq and is a predicted model, not a curated record. Gene Ontology annotation, molecular function: protein binding. The coding region runs from base 832 to 3789 and encodes 985 amino acids. NCBI's taxonomy places the organism in Eukaryota, Metazoa, Arthropoda, Insecta, Diptera, Calliphoridae. Gene Ontology annotation, cellular component: nucleus. Gene Ontology annotation, biological process: regulation of transcription by RNA polymerase II.